Stylophora pistillata is the source of this 1332-nucleotide messenger RNA. RefSeq lists its product as uncharacterized. The record is from RefSeq and is a predicted model, not a curated record. Gene Ontology annotation, biological process: DNA catabolic process. Gene Ontology annotation, molecular function: nucleic acid binding; 3'-5'-DNA exonuclease activity. Lineage: Eukaryota; Metazoa; Cnidaria; Anthozoa; Scleractinia; Pocilloporidae. Gene Ontology annotation, cellular component: cytoplasm.
AUGGGUGUUCAGUUAGGAAGCGGAAGAUAUGAAAAACUAGUACCAUCCUACUAUGCUCAACCUGAUCUGCCAAAACUGACUUAUGAUCCAAAACAAACUUACACUUUUGUUGUUUUUGACACUGAGACUACCUGCACCGGGAAAAAUGCAGAACUCUGUCAGCUGUCCGCCAUUCAUGAAAAUCAAGUGUUUUCAAAGUACAUUCUACCAACAGGAAAUGUGAGUACUGGAGCUUCACGAGUGAACAAACUAUCUGUUCAAAAUAUCAAUGGAAUCAGAAAAUUAUUGAAAGAAAACCAACCAGUGGAAACUGUCUCUCUUGAUAAAGCGCUUCAGGAGUUUCACACCUUUCUUAGUCAAGUAAAAUGUUCAUCCCAGAAGGAAACUUGUAUAGUUCUAAUAGGUCAUAAUUCAUCAACAUUUGACACUCCAAUACUUCUCCGGAGAAGCGACGAAAAUUUUCGCAGCAAACUAAGCAACCUGAAUGUUUAUUUUGGCGACAGUCAAAUCCUUGUCAAACAUCUUUUGAAAGAUAAACACCCGGCAUUGCAACUCAGUGAAUCGGCAUCUUGCAAAUCAAACCAAUCAGCACUUUACUCACAUCUCUUUAAUGAAGAAUUUGAAGCCCACGAUGCCUUGGAGGACGUUAAGGCACUUGAAAAAAUUCUGUUUCAUUCUACACUUCAACUGAACAAGGAAAAACUCGUGAAUUGUUCUGGAGUUAUUGGUGUUGAACAAGCAAUUGCCAGCAUGACGUAUUUGGAUCGACGCCAUGAAAUUCUUCAGACAUUCAGCGGAAGACUUUUCGACCCCAGGGACGACAGUGGUGCAAUAAAACAAUCAAUGGCUCAGAAGAUUGCAGGAAGUGGGCUUUCCUAUUCACAUCUCAAAGAGUUAUAUUUAAAGUUCGGAACAAAGGGGCUGCUUGCGAUCCUCAGCAUGCCUCCUUCCCAAAACACAGCGAGGAAACCUCGUGUCACUCGAACAAAGCGUAUUCUCGAUGCCAUUGCAAACCACUUUCAGGAAACAUUUCCGAAAGAAGAAUAGUUCCUUUGGUUCCAUUGUUGGUAAAUUGUAACUUCAUGUGUUUCCAUUUAACCACAUUUAAACUGCAGAAACUGGCCAGCACGUGUUGUGCCUCUGGAGGUGCUUGAUGACAAUGUACGUACCUCGCGUAACAUUAGCCAGAUUUAAAUGACCGAAAUUCUCCAAAACGUAGCAACGAAGCAAGGUUGUUAACGGCACUUGAAAAAUAAUUUACAGGUCCACUUGAACGACUAAUUAAGCUGAUGAAAUCGACCGAAAAUCGAGCGAGUGACUCUUCGAAACAAA